AUUUAUUUAUUGUCUUUUGUAAGGAAUCUGCAUUUUUUUCAAGCUAAGAUCUCUCUUCAAGUUUGUGGCUGUGACAUACCAAUAUGCCUAGCUUAAAAAAUAAAUCUUUACAUUAUAAUGAUUUUACAACCGACCACCUUCUUGACAUAAACCUUUGGAAAUUCUGUUAUCGCUGUUGUUGCUAUCAAAGCUAUUCUUAUCCCUUAGCAUUUAAUUUCCACAGGGGAAUAUGAAUUGGUAAUAUCAGUCAGCGCGCGCGCGUCGUCAAGGUCGAGCGUGUGCAUAGUCUCCGUUUGCGCCGGCGUCGCUAAUCGUAUUGUGACAAUGGCUUCGAAUGUUAUGAAAUGUACGGGUUGUAACCUGGUGAUAUGUGAAGUGUUGGCUUUUGUAAAAAACAAACUUGAUGUGAUGGACGAAGACAGUUUAAGUAAAAUAUGUGUUACGGCGUUUUCGCCAGAAGAGCUUCUUAGUGCAAAGAAAUUGUUAUUUGACUCCAUACCGACGGGAAAGCGGCCAAAAGUACAUAAAGGAGAUAAGAAAACACAACGGGACAUAGAGGAUAUUAUCAUGCUUCUAAAGCAGACUGAUCCGGAAAAUAUUCCUAUUUUUGUGGCCCGUGAUCUUCACAAACUACCGCCAAUUACGUUCGACCACGUAGAUGUGACCCGACUACUUAAAGAUAUAUUGGUGCUGAAGGAAGAACUUAUAGCAGUAAAGGGCAGCUAUGUCACAAUGGACACCUUCAAUAUAUUACAAAGUCAAGUUGAGGCAUUAAAACCCCCGAAAGUUGGAAGCGGAAUUAGUGACGAUUUUUGCAACAUAAAUAUGAGGAGAGGAGGUCAUCGUUUAAACGAUUAUCACUAUGAAAGUGGGCCGAUGGGUAUACAUCAUUUCCCAGAGUCUAGUCCAAAUGGUGACGAUAAUAGUACAAUAAUUAAUACAAGACCACCUGACCAAUCGUUUGUAAAUUCAUACAGAGACAUUAUCUGUACAAACGUGAGUCAUAACCGUAACGGACAAAACGAAGAUAAGUCAAGUGCGCCUUCAAUACCGCGAACGUCGGAUCAGGUGGUCAGUACGAUGAUUGCGACGACUAACGGUAAGGACUGCAUUCCAAGUGAUGCGCAAACAAAACAGCAAAUGACACCGUGCACUAUUGCGAGUACAAUGGAACCGAUGACACAUACAGUUACCGCUAUUGCGCACUCAUCACAGCGUAUGUGCCAACAAGAUUCCUGUUCGUUAGCUGAAGUUGUAAAGGCGCCUGGUGAAUGGAAAGCUGAAAGUUUAUCUGAAGAAUGGAAAACAGUUCAAAAGAAAAGGCUGAGAAACAGAAUCGUUAACAGAAUUGUGGGCAAAAAAGGGAUCGCAACUACAGAGCCCGACGGAAAGUUUAGAGCAGCUGACAUAAAAAUACCAUUGUUUAUUUACAAUGUAGACAAGUCUACUACCGUGAAUGAUAUAAUGUCACAUGUAUACAGCAAGUCGCAAAUUAAUAUUACGCUGCAGAAACUGGCCCUUAAGAACGACAGAGGAUAUAAUGCGUACAAAAUUUUUGUACCUAAACACAAGUUGGAUAUAUUCCUAAAUGAAAAUUUUUGGCCUGAAGGUGUAUUGUUUAGGCGUUUUGUGGACUUCACAAGAUCCAAAAUGAAAAAUAUGGCGGAACAAGAACAAAAUGGAUAGUACACCGGAAAAACAGCGGUGGACCUAUCGUCGGGAGUGCUGCGUGGUCGGCCGUACGGUGGCGUGGCGAUCCUGUGGCGAUGAUGAAAUGAACUGCCUCCCAGAUAUGUUCCCGUCCAAUCAAAAACCUGCACCUGAGAAAUCUGAUAGAUCUGUAAGAAUAAGUUCCACACCCUCUCCUCCUAAAAGCAAACAGAAUACAGUAAGUCCAGAAAAAGAAAAGAAUUUAAAAACUCCAGACAAAAUAAGCCCACAGAGAGACAAAGAUCCCUUGAAGAACUUGAGACUUGAUGACUCAAUAUCUAAGUUUUUGAACAAAGUAUCACAAAAUCCAGCAUUGAAGAAGUUAAAGGAUAAAAGUGCCUUAAAACACCAAGAAAUAGACAACUGCAAAACAAUGUAUAUAGAACUCUUAGAGAAAAUAAGCAAUGCCUUCGACAGAAUUCCAAACUGCAUCAAAGAGAAAUUUCCUGGUUAUGACAGCAGAACAUAUGCUAAACUGAAACAUUUGAAAACUAAAUUAAAGGCCGCAAUAGAGCAAAAACCUGAAGAAGAAGAAUUAACACAAGUAAUAGACUCUCCAGUCAACGACGAUAAUGAUUAUAAAACAAAUGGUUAUGAAAGUCCCUCACUGUUAAACAGUAAUGAUGAUUUAAAUGACUUUGAUCUUGAAACCAAUCACAUUCGUGGCACCAAGCAUUUAAAUACUGAUACACUUAAUAAAACGGAUAUGAAAACAUCAACACCUGAUCCCAUCAAUUUCGACAGACUGCCUAGCACAAGCAAGAAUAUAUACUCAGACUUGAUAGCUAAGAAAUCUUUAUCAUUUGAUGCAUUUUCACCUUGUAACUCUACUGUGAAUUUGGAAAGUAAAAAUUCGGGAAUUUUAGAUUUAGAUACACCAGAAGCAAAUAAAAGCAAAGGCAAAUUUGUAUUUAAAAAACCUUCAAAGACAGCGGAAGAACUUAGCAGUAAAUCCACGCCAGCGAGGGAUGUUCCUUCUAAUACUUUGGAAAGACUGAAGAAUGCUUCAGAGAAAUUGAAGCCACUAGUUGACAAGCAACCAACUAAAAUAACUCCGGUGGGCAACAGCUCUGUUCAAUUCCAACCUCCACAGUUUAGUAAAAGUUCGUUGCUUAAUUUGAAUAAACCUUGCACAAUAGUUUCUCCUAUAGUCAAAGAUGAUUCAGUAUCAGAAUAUGAGGAAGAAGAUUAUGAAGUCCCAGUAGAUAUGGAGGAAGAUGUGGACUUGUUAACACAGACUAGAGAUAGUGUUAUAAAUAUCAGUGAUUCGAAUGCUAGCUCGAAUAUUGAACUGAUUAAUAAUAAAGAGAUUCCAAUAGAUGAUGAUGGCUGGCCCGAGUAUAGGAUUGAAGAUUUUGAGGAUGAUUUUGAGCUGGCUAGCAAAGAGAAAGAUAAUGAUGUGAUCAAUUUGAUGGAGCAGACUGUGAUCAGUGAUGAUAAGAAGCCUAAGUAUGAAGGGAUGGGAGAUUUUCAUGCUGGCACAAAGAAUGAUGGAAUUACCGGGGAAUUCGACGGUUUAAAUUACCCGCACUCGGAGCUCAUGAUGGAGAUGUUCAAGGAAAAGUUUGGUCUGAAGACGUUCCGCCCCAACCAGCUGCAGGUCAUCAAUGCUACUCUAUUAGGCAACGAUUGCUUCGUGCUCAUGCCUACAGGAGGGGGUAAAUCCUUGUGUUACCAACUGCCUGCAGUGCUGACCCCUGGGGUCACCAUAGUGGUGUCUCCGCUGAAGUCGCUCAUCUUGGACCAGGUCAACAAGCUGCUCUCGCUCGAUAUCCCCGCCGGCCACCUGUCGGGCGACGUGUCGGCGGCGGCGGGCGCGGACGUGUACCACAAGCUGUCGCUGCGGGAGCCGCAGCUCAAGCUGCUCUACGUCACGCCCGAGAAGAUCAGCAGCUCGCCCAAGUUCCAGAACAUGCUGGACUCGCUCUACUCCAGGGGCAAGAUAGCUAGAUUUGUGAUAGACGAGGCGCACUGCGUGUCGCAGUGGGGACACGACUUCCGUCCGGACUACAAGCGGCUGUUCAUGCUGCGCGAGCGCUUCCCCGCCACGCCCGUCAUGGCGCUCACCGCCACCGCCACGCCGCGCGUACGCAUGGACAUACUGCAUCAGCUCAAGGUGACGAACUGCAAAUGGUUCCUGUGCAGCUUCAACCGGCCCAACCUGCAGUACAGGAUUUUGGAGAAGAAACCCAAGAGCAUCAACCAGGAAGUGGCCAAUAUCAUCAAGGAGAAAUUCUUCAGGGACUCCGGCAUAGUGUACUGCCUCUCUCGCAAGGAAUGUGACACGCUAAGCGGCGACCUUCGUAAAGUGGGCAUCCAGGCGGCUGCUUACCAUGCGGGGCUCAGUGACAAGAAGAGGGAGACGGUACAAGCGAGCUGGGUCGCCGAUAGGGUCAAAGUGAUCUGCGCCACGGUAGCGUUCGGCAUGGGCGUGGACAAGGCGGACGUGCGCUUCGUGAUCCACCACAGCAUGCCCAAAUCCGUGGAGGGCUACUACCAGGAGGCCGGUCGAGCAGGCAGGGACGGGGAGCCAGCCACGUGUGUGCUGUACUACUCCUACACUGAUGUCAUCCGGUAUAGGAGGCUUUUGGACAUGGAACGCAACACGACCCCGGAAGCGAAGCGGGUUCACAUCGAGAACCUGCUGCGGAUGGUGGAGGUGUGCGAGUCCGUGGUGGAGUGUCGCCGGUCGCAGGUGCUGCAGUACCUGGGGGAGAGCUUCCCUCGGGAGCUCUGUGUGCGCGCGCGCAACAGCGCCUGCGACAACUGUCUCAUGAAACAGAAUUAUAAGCCCGUGGACGUGACGGAGGAGUGCAAGUUGAUAGUGCGCACAGUGCGCGACGUGGCGGGUGCGGGGGCGGGGGCGGGGGCGGGGGCGGGGGCGGGGGCGGGGGGCGCGCGCUACACGCUGCUGCACGUGGCGGACGCGCUGCGCGGCUCAGCGCACGCGCGCCUCGCGCCGCUGCAGCAGACGCCCAUACACGGACGUUGUAAAGCGUGGCAACGCAACGACCCUCAGCGGCUGCUGCGUCAGAUGGUGGUCCGCGGGCUGCUGGCUGAGAAGCUGGUUGUCAGCAACGACAUCGCCAGCGCUUAUCUUAUACUGGGGCAUAAUGUUGACAAACUAAUGAACGGCGGUCAGAGGGUGUUGUUCCCGAUGAAGGUGUCGCAGAAGCCGAAGCUAACGGCGGCGCAGCCCGCGCCCGCGCGCGCGUCUGCCGUGGACGAGCUCGUGCGCCGGCUGGAGGACCGCUGCUACGCUGAUCUCGUCGAGGCUUGCAGAGAGAUGGCCCAGGCGCGCGGCGCCUCGCUGGGCGCGGUGCUGCCGCAGGCGGCGCUGCGGGCGCUGGCGCGGCGCCUGCCCGACGCUGAGCACGAGUUCCUCGCGCUGCCGCACGUCACGCGCGCCAACUACCACAAGUACGGCGUCAAGCUGCUGCAGAUCACCUCCGCCUAUGCCAUCGAGAAAAUGGGUCUCUUCAUGCAAUACCAGGACGAGCUGGAACAAGCGAAGCCCUCACCCAAGACGAGCGACUUCCACGAUGACGACGGAUCCGGAUCCGGAUCCGACACGGACUGGGGCCGCUUGGGCCGCAGUGCGGAUACCAGCACCACUUCUACUAGAGGGAGGAAAACUUAUAGAGGGGGCGUUAGAAAGAAGUUCCGUCGCAAGAAGGGCACUUCGUCAGCUAAGAAGAAGGCUAUCGCGAAGUCGUACAGCCGCGGGCGCGGCGCCGCCAGUGCUGGAAGGGGCGGAUCCAGCGCUGGAAGGGGCGCAUCCAGCGCUGGAUGGGGCGGAUCCAGCGCGGGCGGCUCCAAGGGCUUCGCUGGGCCGGGCAACAAGCUGGGCUGCAUGCCGCCGCCGCGGCCCGGCGUGGCCGCGAGCGCCGCGCGUCUGCUGUGACCGCACUGCCGCGGCUACACGCGGACCAUGUGACAACAUUAUCACGUAUCCUUCAAACGUCCCCCAUUCACGGAGCUCGUGUCAACUACUUGUACUUUAUCCGGGGACGUUAGUAAAAGCAAUUUUAUAGGAAGGCUUUUGUGAACUUAUACAUGUCAUGAUGGACGGUAUAGUGAAAUUAAUUUGAAUCACUCGUUGUCCAAAAGCGCAUGUGUAACAUAAAUGUAGGUCCGUCUAGAGAUUGACCAUUAAUGUGUGUUUUUUCCAAAAGUAAAGUAAAUGUACGUCUAAAAAUAUCACAUGACAAUCUACCUACUAAUAUUAAAAUAUCGAAGUCUUCUUGUGAAAUAGUAAUGUAUUAACAAACUUAUGAGAAUUGCUCGCUGGCCGAGCUAAAAAUAUGUUCACAUUUGUAUUCAUUUUGUAAUUUAUAAUACCUCUAAAACCAACCCAACGAAUAAUAUUAUAAUAAAUUUCAUUGAUUUUGAUUGUUAA
Molecule: messenger RNA, 6109 nt
Organism: Plodia interpunctella (Indianmeal moth)
Lineage: Eukaryota; Metazoa; Arthropoda; Insecta; Lepidoptera; Pyralidae
Gene: Blm
Product: Bloom syndrome helicase
Exons: 18
Coding region: 1679-5614 (1311 amino acids)
Biological process (GO): DNA replication; double-strand break repair via homologous recombination
Cellular component (GO): chromosome; cytoplasm; nucleus
Molecular function (GO): ATP binding; four-way junction helicase activity; nucleic acid binding
Source: RefSeq, a predicted model, not a curated record